AUGACCCAGCAAUUUCCUAGGCAUUUCCUUUUCCUUCCACGAACGACACCCAAGAGAGACUUUUCCAAGCCUCCUUUUAGGAAAUCUGCACUCGCACUAGGGCUCAUAGUCGGUUUUCUCGUCCUCCUAAUAACCACCCUCGUGAUGAUCCGCAUCAAGACCGGCCCCGGCUUCAUCCGCGCCCUAUUCUCGCGCCGCUCCAAACGCGGCCGCAACGGCAAACUGGCCAAGGAACCCAGCUCCUCUACACACAGCGCCGAUGAUGUCGCGUCCGUCCGGUCGACAGUGAAUCAACGGACGAUGGUCUUGGUGGAUAAGGAGCUUGAGAUUCUUGGGCUGUUGACGGAUCCUCGGAUACCGCCGGCGAUGGGCCAAAGCCAGCACCAGAACCAAAUCCAUCCACCCGCUCCACAGCCAUCGAGCACAAUGACCACGCUUGUGAUUCCAGUAUCUGGACAGUCCUCACAGUCGUGCCUUAAACCACAGUUGCACCUGCAAACAGAGUCAUGCGACACCCUGUCCGCCCAACGCUACGAACCCCUCACCCCGACAUCCCCUCUCCUCCCGCCACCCCCAUCGCUCUGGCUCCCCCUCCAACGACCAUCACAAGCCGCAAGACCAAGCUCAGAACGCGGUGUAGCAGCGACACGCGUCGAGAUAGAAGAAAUAUACACGGACACCAUGACCCCGCUCAGCCCGUCACCAAGCCAUCUGACCUUUGCUACGCGGUCAUCCGGCGUCUUCCCCUGCGGCUUCGAGCCGUAUGCUGUUGAUGAUGGGGCUUGUCCGGUCUCGGAUCGGAUGUCGGAGGAUACGGUGCUGGUGCUGCCAUCGCCGCCGAGGGUUAUUAGGGCGUAUGGGUAUGCGAGGGGGUAG
Molecule: messenger RNA, 876 nt
Organism: Aspergillus calidoustus
Lineage: Eukaryota; Fungi; Ascomycota; Eurotiomycetes; Eurotiales; Aspergillaceae
Source: the annotation of a GenBank genome assembly